UACACACUGCGAUGAUGGUGAUGAUGAUGCCUGCAAUCUCCAACAGCAAACAACUUCAACAAUUCCCCUCUCUCUCCCCCUCUCUCUCAUCACUCUUCUCUUUCACUCUCUCUUUCCUCCCUUCUCUCCCCAUAUCCAUGGCAGAAUUUCCUCUUCUUCUCAUCUCUCCUUCUCUUUCUCAUCCCCACCGAUUAUAGUAACACCCCAUGAAAGGUAGAGCCACUGCGUAGGCAUGGAGAAGAAUUGUGGGUGCUGGGCUGUUCUUAAACGCGGUGUUAGAGGUUCCUGCAAGUCCUCUGCUUCUAGGGAUUCUGUUAACACUAUUCCUCGGACCAGUCUCGUUUAUGAUGCUGCCACUGAGACGCGAUAUCUAAACGCAAGUAACCGGGAGCUCUAUGCUCCGAAUGAAGCUCAGCUCUCUUCCGAUAAUCCCAAUCCAUCAGCAACUGAAAACAAAGAUGUGUGCCAGCUGCUACAAUUUACUUUCCAGGAGCUAAAGUCUGCAACAGGAAACUUCAGGCCGGAUAGUAUUCUUGGGGAAGGUGGAUUUGGAUAUGUCUUCAAAGGAUGGAUAGAGGAGAAUGGGACAGCACCUGCAAAACCUGGGUCAGGGAUUACAGUGGCUGUCAAAAGUUUGAAGCCAGAUGGUCUUCAAGGCCAUAGAGAAUGGGUGGCUGAGGUAGGCUUCCUUGGACAGCUUCACCACCCUAAUCUUGUUAAACUUAUUGGGUACUGCAUUGAAGAUGAUCAGCGACUGCUUGUUUAUGAAUUUAUGACCCGUGGAAGCCUUGAAAAUCACCUUUUCAGAAGGACCAUACCUCUUCCAUGGUCCAACAGGAUUAAGAUUGCACUUGGUGCAGCAAAAGGGCUGGCCUUUCUCCACGAGGGUCCUGAACCUGUUAUUUACAGGGACUUCAAGACGUCCAACAUUUUACUUGAUUCGGAAUAUAAUGCAAAGCUUUCAGAUUUCGGUCUGGCAAAAGCUGGCCCUCAGGAAGGUGACACACAUGUUUCAACAAGGGUUGUUGGAACAUAUGGCUAUGCUGCUCCCGAAUAUGUGAGGACAGGACACUUGACAUCUAAGAGCGAUGUUUACAGCUUUGGGGUUGUGCUACUUGAGAUUUUAACUGGUAGAAGAUCAAUGGACAAGAAACGCCCUCGCGGAGAACAGAAUCUUGUUGCAUGGGCUAGGCCUUAUUUGGCUGACAAGCGAAAGCUUUACCAAAUAGUUGAUCCCCGCCUGGAACUGAAUUACUCCCUUAAAGGGGUGCAGAAAGUCUCUCAGUUAGCUUACAACUGCCUCAGUGCGGACCCCAAAUCCCGCCCUUGCAUGGAUGAAGUUGUAAAGGUUCUCACUCCGUUGCAAGACCUCAACGACCUUGCCAUCCUAUCUUAUCACUCCCGCUUAUCUCAGCAAGGGCGACGCAAGAAGAAACCGGAUGGAACUCCACAGGUCACCUACAACCAGUCCAAAAGCAUGAGAGGCUCUCCAUUGAACACUGGUAAGCAGCAUUGUAGAUAAUGGGUAGUCAAUUCCUGGCCCAAAUUUCAGUUGAAACAAAUGUUGAGAUGCCACCUCUAUAGAAAUGGGUUGUGUGAAGACAAUAUUUCAAGUUUUUGGUAUAAUUUUUUGGGUGUUUGAGAUUCGCCAAAAGGAAAAUGGAAGAGGAAACGUGCAUCAUUUUCCUUUUCUUUAAUAGAGUUGAGAGCUAACUGUUAUUGUGGAUCAAUCGUUGCCAUUUUCCAGUGCUGUAACUGAGAUAUAUCAUUGUAAUUAGAUAAGUCCUUGCAUUUCCAAGAUUGUUAUUUGCAGCUUCUUUAA
Messenger RNA from Vitis vinifera (wine grape), 1822 nucleotides. RefSeq names its product serine/threonine-protein kinase PBL35. NCBI's taxonomy places the organism in Eukaryota, Viridiplantae, Streptophyta, Magnoliopsida, Vitales, Vitaceae. The coding region runs from base 233 to 1522 and encodes 429 amino acids. The transcript has 6 exons. Gene Ontology annotation, molecular function: protein kinase activity; ATP binding. Gene Ontology annotation, biological process: protein phosphorylation. The record is from RefSeq and is a predicted model, not a curated record.